GUCCAGCCCGCUGGGCAACAGCAAAUUGAAAUGGACAGCCUGAGACAGACGUUACAGCUACCUCUCCGUCGCUGAGCGCUCCCGAAGCUACUCUCUAGCCGGCUUCAGUCCCCCCAGCUGGCAACUCUGAAAGCUCCGGACCACCCAAGCUGAAGCAGCGGAGCUUCUCCGCCGGGAUGCUUUCACUGGAGAAGUAAGAACUUCCCGAGCCGGGGUCCUAGGACACCCUCCCCUGAAACGCUCCGGAGAGAGGGGAGGAAGACCCCUGGGGCAGGAGCAAGGGGAUCCACUUUGAGCAGAUCUCUCUCCCCUUCCCUUGUCCCGAGCGGGAGCGGUGCCAUGGAUGCGCUCGGCCCCGACCUGGGCAACAACACCACCUCGGCCGAGGGUCCUUUCGCGGUAGGCGGCAAUGCCACGGAUGUAUCCGACGUGACCUUCGGCUACCAAGUGAUCACUUCCUUGCUGCUGGGCACGCUCAUUUUCUGCGCGGUGCUGGGCAAUGCUUGCGUGGUGGCCGCCAUCGCCUUGGAGCGCUCCCUGCAGAACGUGGCCAACUACCUGAUCGGCUCCCUGGCCGUCACAGACCUCAUGGUGUCCGUGCUGGUGCUGCCCAUGGCCGCGCUCUACCAGGUGCUCAACAAGUGGACCCUAGGCCAGAUCACCUGCGACCUGUUCAUUGCGCUCGACGUGCUGUGCUGCACCUCCUCCAUCCUGCACCUGUGUGCCAUCGCGCUGGACAGGUACUGGGCCAUCACUGACCCCAUCGACUAUGUGAACAAGAGGACGCCCCGGCGCGCCGCUGCCCUCAUCUCAGUCACUUGGCUCAUUGGCUUCCUCAUCUCCAUCCCUCCCAUGCUGGGCUGGCGCACCCCAGAAGACCGCUUGGACCCCGACGCGUGCACCAUCAGUAAGGACCACGGCUACACUAUCUACUCCACCUUCGGCGCGUUCUACAUCCCUCUCCUUCUCAUGCUGGUUCUCUACGGGCGCAUCUUCCGAGCGGCGCGUUUCCGAAUCCGCAAGACAGUCAAGAAGGUGGAAAAGAAGGGAGCAGAUUCCCGCCGACACGGGGCCUCCCCGGCGCCUCCCCCCAAGAAGAGCGCGAAUGGAGAACCUGGGCACCGGGACUGGAGGCCAGGCGCCCAGGACCCGGCCGGCGGGGCUCCGUGCGCCAACGGGGCGGUGAGGGCAGGCGACUAUGGCGCCGCUCUGGAGGUGAUCGAGGUGCACCGUGUGGGCCACUCCAAAGGACACCUGCCGCUGCCCAGCGAGGUUAGUGGGAGCUCCAGCGGGCCCACGUCCUUCGAGAGGAAAAAUGAGCGAAACGCCGAGGCCAAGCGCAAAAUGGCCCUAGCUCGCGAAAGGAAGACGGUGAAGACGCUGGGCAUCAUCAUGGGCACGUUUAUCCUCUGCUGGCUGCCUUUCUUCAUCGUAGCCCUGGUCCUCCCUUUCUGCGAGAACAGCUGCCACAUGCCCACUCUCUUGGGCGCCAUCAUCAACUGGCUGGGCUACUCCAACUCCCUGCUGAAUCCCGUCAUCUAUGCCUACUUCAACAAGGACUUUCAAAACGCGUUUAAGAAAAUCAUUAAGUGCAAGUUCUGCCGCCGGUGAUGGAGCAAGGCCAGGAGCCCUAGGCUCCGGCACUCGCCACACCCCCUUGGCCUCCCUCCGUCCCCCAGGAAAUAAACGACCCCGGCCAGGCUACCUUCCUGCUUCCCGCUGCAGCUAGCUGCUUGCCCGCGCUCCCCUGCCUCCUCCUCCUCCGUCUCCCCACGCCAGGGGAGGGCACCCUGUGCCAAGAAAGGAGGUCCCUUCAGCCGCUCAGGUGCAGCGACUCCUACUUUGGCCUCUGCAUCAGUUUGCGUUUCUGUCACUGCCUCCGUCCUCUCCCGGCUCCCCUCCAAUCUCCCAGGCAGUGUUCAGGACCCAACAAAUCCAGACAGAAAAUAAACUGUUCUUCCAGCCGCUGCCCCCACUAACAACGUCUACCUGAGCGCCUCACUUCUAGAACUUGGACGGAAAAGUUUAGGACUUCGCUCCCACCCACCGCUGCCCUCUAGCCAAAGGACCCUUCACCUCCCGCUGGCUCUCGCCACUUAAGUCGCCCCUUCUUUUCCGGAUUCCCGACGCUCAUUUGCCGCCCUGGAAAGGUGGGAGGGU
This is a messenger RNA of Echinops telfairi (small Madagascar hedgehog), 2160 nucleotides long. It is a transcript of the gene HTR1A, whose product is annotated as 5-hydroxytryptamine receptor 1A. Gene Ontology annotation, biological process: regulation of behavior; regulation of vasoconstriction; regulation of hormone secretion. Gene Ontology annotation, cellular component: plasma membrane. Bases 340 to 1611 code for a protein of 423 amino acids. The transcript has a single exon. Gene Ontology annotation, molecular function: G protein-coupled serotonin receptor activity. The record is from RefSeq and is a predicted model, not a curated record. NCBI's taxonomy places the organism in Eukaryota, Metazoa, Chordata, Mammalia, Afrosoricida, Tenrecidae.